Molecule: messenger RNA, 1710 nt
Organism: Musa acuminata subsp. malaccensis (wild Malaysian banana)
Lineage: Eukaryota; Viridiplantae; Streptophyta; Magnoliopsida; Zingiberales; Musaceae
Product: glucan endo-1,3-beta-glucosidase 5
Biological process (GO): carbohydrate metabolic process
Cellular component (GO): plasma membrane
Molecular function (GO): hydrolase activity, hydrolyzing O-glycosyl compounds
Source: RefSeq, a predicted model, not a curated record
CAGAGAGUUGUCAUCCUCUCUAAUGGGAAUCCAUGCGGCCAUCUUCUGGCUCCUCCUCCUCCUCUAUCCCUUCCACGAAGCGUUGCUCGCCGGCGCGCUGGGGUGCAACUGGGGAACCCGAUCGUCCCACCCGCUGCCGGGUGACAUCGUCGUGAGGCUCCUCAAGGACAAUGGCUUCGACAAGGUCAAGCUGUUCGAGGCCGAUCCCAAAGCCCUGCGCGCCCUCGGCCGCUCUGGCAUCGAGGUCAUGGUCGGCAUCCCCAAUGAGUUCCUGGCCCCGCUGGCCGGCAGCGUCGCCGUCGCCGAGCAGUGGGUGACACAGAACGUCUCCGCCUACAUCUCCCGAUAUGGCGUCAACAUAACGCAUGUCGCUGUUGGUAAUGAGCCGUUCCUGAAGACCUACAAGGGGAUGUUCCAACGCACCACGUUCCCGGCGCUGCAGAAUAUACAGGCGGCGCUCAUCAAGGCCGGCCUUGGGCGCCAGGUGAAGGCCACCGUGCCGCUGAACGCCGACGUGUACCAGACGAACAACCAGCUGCCCUCUGGCGGCGACUUCCGGCCCGACAUCCGCGACCUCAUGAUUGCGAUCAUAAAGUUCCUGCAGGACAACGGCGGCACGCUCACCAUCAACAUCUACCCAUUCCUCAGCCUCUACGCCGACCCCAACUUCCCCAUCGACUACGCCUUCUUCUCUGGCUCGGCCGCCCCCGUGGUCGAUGGGUCCAUAACCUACUCCAACGUGUUCGAGGCCAACUACGACACCCUCAUAUGGGCGCUCGAGAAGAACGGCUUCGAAUCCAUGCCGGUGAUCGUGGGCGAGAUCGGGUGGCCGACCGACGGCAACCCCAACGCCAACCUGGACUACGCCCACAAGUUCAACCAGGGACUCCUCGACCGCAUUACGAAGCGCCAGGGCACGCCGAAGCGGCCGACCCCGCCGGACAUCUACCUCUUCGGCCUCGUCGACGAGGACACCAAGAGCAUCCAGCCCGGCAACUUCGAGCGCCACUGGGGGAUCUUCUACUACGACGGCACCGUCAAGUACCCCUUGGUGUUGGAGAACGGCCAGGAUCUCGUCCCGGCCAAGGGCAUCAAGUACCUGAGCAAGCAAUGGUGCGUGCUGUCGCCGGAGAGGAGCAUCACCGACCCCGCCAUCGCCGACAGCGUCAACUACGCCUGCCAGUACGCCGACUGCACCAGCCUCGGCUACGGCUCGUCAUGCAACGAGUUGGACGCGAGGAGUAACAUCUCCUACGCUUUGAACCAGUUCUACCAGGUGGCGGAUCAGCAGAAGGGCGCGUGCAGCUUCUCCAACCUGUCGGUGAUCACCAACAUCGAUCCGUCGCAGGGCAGAUGCAAGUUCGAGAUCAUGAUCGACGUGGGAAAGCAUGAGAAGUCGGUCAAUUCCGGUGAGGAAGGAUCAGCUCGGAUCCGGUGGAACGCGGUGGUGGCGAUGGUGGUCUCGGCGGUGCUGCUAUCGAGCGCAAGUAGUGCUUUGCUUUAGGAUCGCGUGACCAUCUGUGGUCUUCAUAUACACAUACAAUUUGCUUCUCUUUCAGAUUCAGGGAAGAUGAGCUUCGCCAACAUAACUUUCCAUCAAAAUGAGAUAUACAGAAUGUGUAUAAUUCCUCGAUAGAUAGGAAACAGCAAUCUGUUUAUUAUCAAUCAUCUGUUCUUUUAUGAGUCAAAGAAUACUGUUCUUCAGAUUCA